Sceloporus undulatus (fence lizard) is the source of this 1204-nucleotide messenger RNA. It is a transcript of the gene GDF6, whose product is annotated as growth differentiation factor 6. Gene Ontology annotation, cellular component: extracellular region. The record is from RefSeq and is a predicted model, not a curated record. Bases 70 to 1140 code for a protein of 356 amino acids. Gene Ontology annotation, molecular function: cytokine activity; growth factor activity. The transcript has 2 exons. Gene Ontology annotation, biological process: SMAD protein signal transduction; BMP signaling pathway. NCBI's taxonomy places the organism in Eukaryota, Metazoa, Chordata, Lepidosauria, Squamata, Phrynosomatidae.
CCUCCUCCCCCUCCUCUCCGGACGUCCGGGAAGCGGAGGAGCCCAGCCCCGCCGGAGCCCCCCCAGUACAUGCUGUCCCUCUACCGGACCCACGGACUCGCCCCCAACAUCACCAGCCUCGCCAACACCGUCACCAGCUUCGUCGACCGAGGGAGAGACGAUCUCUGGCCGAGGAGCAGCCGGAGCCGGAGCCGGAGCCGCGCCUGGAGGAGCCAGCGGUAUCUGUUUGAUGUCUGGACUCUCUGGGAGCAAGAGGAGCUGCUGGGGGCCGAGCUGCGCCUCUUCCGCCGAGCCUCCGCGGGCCCUCUUCCGACGGGGCGCCUGGCCCGCCUGCAGCUCUCGCCUUGCCUUUCGGGCCGCCCCCUGGCCUCCAGGGCCCUGGAUCUGUCCCGGGAGGGAGAGUGGCUGGCCUUCGACGUGGGCCCCGCUUUGCAGCCUUGGAAGAGGCAGAAGGGGAAGGAAGCCCCUGGCCCCCGGCGGCCGCUUUGCCUGGAGCUGCGGGUGGCCCUGGCCCAGGAGCAGCCCCCGGAGAUGGCAGCCCGAGGAAGGAACGCUUCCGGCCCGAGAAGCCCCCGAGGGACUGCCGAGCAGCCCCUCUUGGACCCGAGGCAGCUGGGCCUGGGCCGCCAGGGCCGGGCUGCGCAGGAGAGGGCCCUGCUGGUGGUCUUCUCCCGGUCCGGGGUCGGCAGGAGCCUCUUGGCCGAGUGGAAGCCGGGCAGCCAGGGCCCUCCUGCUGCUGCUGCUCUGGGCCCUCCCGGGAGGCGGCGGCGGAGGAGGGCCUCCUGGGGCCCCCGCCACGGGAAGCGCCACGGGAAGCGGGCCCGGCUGCGCUGCAGCAAGAAGGCGCUGCACGUGAACUUCAAGGAGCUGGGCUGGGACGACUGGAUCAUCGCCCCCUUGGAGUACGAGGCCCACCGCUGCGAGGGCGCCUGCGACUUCCCGCUGCGCUCCCACCUGGAGCCCACCAACCACGCCAUCAUCCAGACCCUGAUGAACUCCAUGGCCCCCGGCGCCACGCCGCCCAGCUGCUGCGUCCCCACCCGCCUCAGCCCCAUCAGCAUCCUCUACACCGACGCCGGCAACAACGUCGUCUACAAGCAGUACGAGGACAUGGUGGUCGAGGCCUGCGGGUGCAGGUAGCCCCCGCCCCGACGACCACGGCGGCCAAGGAGAGCCAGAGAGCCAGGCGGCCGGGCAUGGGAGC